AUGGUAGCUAGCAAACUCGGGUUUGGUGUUGUGAUAGGAAGGUCUGACAAUGACACUAGUAGAAGGCAAGCAUUUGUAACAAUGACAUGCGAGAGAAGCGAAAAAUAUGUUCCAAAAAUUCGGAAGUUAAAACAUUAUGUCACUGGAUCGAGAAAAUGUGAGUGUUUGUCUAAAUUACGCGGAUAUUGUCGGGUGAAUAAUAUGUGGCGAUUUAAUGUUAUUUCUAGUAUACAUAAUCAUGUGUUGGACACCAAGCUACAAGGUCAUCCAAUUGUAUGUUGGCUUAAGCCGGAGGAGAAGGAAAUUAUUUUGGAAAUCUCAAUAAUCAAAGUUAUGCCGAGAAACAUACUUGUCGAUCUGAAAUGGAAAAGACCCCAAAGUGUUUCAGAUAUCAGGAAAAUAUACAAUGAACAUUAUCAGCAAAACAUGGCGAAUAGAGGUACGAGAUCCAAAAUGCAACAACUUUUGAAACUUUUGGGUAAUAACCAAUAUGUUUUAAUGUACAAAAUGUGUGAGGAUAAAUUCAGCGUCCGUGACAUUUUUUGGUUUCAUCCAGAAAGUAUCAAGUUAUUUAAUACAUUUCCAACCGUCCCUAUAAUUGAUUCAACGUACAAGACCAACAAGUACAGACUCCCGCUUCUAGAAAUUGGUGUCACUUCUACGGAAAAGACAUUUUUUGUGGGAUUUGCAUUUUUGAAAUAUGAGAAAGAAGAUAACGUCAUAUGGGCGUUAGAAAAGACAUUGUUUUGGUGA
Vicia villosa (hairy vetch) is the source of this 753-nucleotide messenger RNA. RefSeq names its product protein FAR1-RELATED SEQUENCE 5-like. The record is from RefSeq and is a predicted model, not a curated record. The coding region runs from base 1 to 753 and encodes 250 amino acids. The transcript has a single exon. NCBI's taxonomy places the organism in Eukaryota, Viridiplantae, Streptophyta, Magnoliopsida, Fabales, Fabaceae.